Pelagomonas calceolata is the source of this 1089-nucleotide messenger RNA. Lineage: Eukaryota; Pelagophyceae; Pelagomonadales; Pelagomonadaceae. The record is from the annotation of a GenBank genome assembly.
CAUAGCUCUGCGGCUCCAAUCGUGCCUGCAGAGCGAGCAGGGACCAAUUCGGACAUGUUGAGGCGAUUGGCAACGACGCCGCUGCGGCGUGCCAUCGUUGCUCCGCGAUUGGGUUCCAGGCCCCUCAGCAGUGCGGUUUCAGCGGCGACGCAGCGCUUCCUCGACGACGCUGGGUGCGCGGUACCGGUCAUAAAGGGCCCCAUGUAUCCAGGGAGCAACCCGGAAUUGGUCGCGGCAGUGAGCGCUGCCGGCGGCUUGGGCGUCGUGCAGCCAAUCUCGCUCACGCACCUCUACGGUCAUGAUUUUCGUGAAGGGUUACAACUGAUCAAGCGCCUCACGGACAAGCCGUUUGGCGUGAACUUCACUAUCCUCGAAAAUAAGAAGUACAAAAAACAAAUGGACGAGUGGAUGCACGUCGCCGCCGACGAAGGAGUAAAGUUUUUCCUGACCUCGCUGGGCAAGCCGGACCGCAUCGUCGCGUUCGCGAAACCAAGGGGCAUCAAGAUUUACCACGACGUUCACACACCUAGAGUCGCGGAGAAGGUCGCUGCAAGUGGCGUGGACGGUCUGAUAUGCUUAAAUGAUGCGAUGGGUGGGCAGACAGGUAAUAGAUCAGCGGAGAUGUUCGCCGAACAGUUGCGAGGCAUCGGUCUGCCCCUGAUCCAGGCGGGCGCCGUGGCCGACGGAGCUGACCUGCGACGAGCGCUCGACCUGGGCUACGCGGGGGCGAGCGUCGGCACGCGCUUCCUGGCGACGCACGAAGCGCAAGUAACCCAAUCCUACAAGGACGCCAUCGUCGCUGCGACGGGUGACGACAUCGUCUGGACGAACAAGCUGGCGGGGACGAACUCUUCGGUCAUAAAGACGGACCAGCUCGCGGCCGGCGGGCUGCGCGUGAACGCGUUGGUCGCCUGGCUCCUCCGCAAUAGGUACACGAAGACGCUCACGCGGACGUUGAUGUCGCCCCGGCGUGUGAAUCCACGCCAUCGACGCGACGAUGGCGUGGCAAGACCGCUCAUUUCACGCAGGCUCAAGCAGGCCAUGGAAACCUACAAGAAGGCUGCGUUCGACGACCAGGUAGAAAUCUGG